AUGUCCUUUAUUUCCACGUUCUCCCUUCGGUUCCGUCUCUGCGGGUUUCGCAUCUCGAGCUUUUCAUCUACUCUUCAUCCUCGGCGGCAGUUUCAUUCGUCACAGCUCACAAUGUCCAACUCCAUCAUCCAGCUAACGGCCCCGAAUGGGCGCAAGUACGCUCAGCCUAUUGGACUAUUUAUAAACAAUGAGUUUGUUCCGUCCAAGUCUGGCGAGCAGUUUGCAACCGUCAAUCCUAGUGAUGAGUCGGAGAUUACUUCAGUGUAUGCAGCAGGUGAAGAAGAUGUCGAUACCGCAGUCAAGGCAGCCCGGAAGGCCCUUAAGGAUCCGUCAUGGAAGCUGCUCCCUGCUACGGAUCGAGGCAACCUGAUGCUUAAACUGGCGGAUCUCAUCGAUCAACACAGGGAAACCCUGGCCACUAUUGAAACGUGGGAUAAUGGCAAGCCGUACCAGGUUUCUUUGAACGACGACCUUUCAGAGGUUAUUAACACCAUUCGCUACUUUGCCGGUUGGGCCGAUAAGAUCCAUGGCCAGACCAUCGGUACCACUCCCGCCAAAUUUGCUUACACCCUCCGCCAGCCCAUUGGUGUUGUGGGCCAAAUUAUCCCCUGGAACUUCCCGUUGGCCAUGGCAGCUUGGAAGCUGGGCCCUGCAUUGGCCUGUGGUAAUACCAUCGUCUUAAAACCUGCGGAACAGACGCCUCUAAGUAUCCUGUAUUUUGCCACCCUUGUCAAGGAAGCUGGCUUCCCACCUGGUGUUAUUAAUAUUGUCAACGGUAUUGGAAGAGUCACAGGAACUGCCUUGGUUACCCACCCCGAUGUGGACAAGGUUGCUUUCACUGGUUCAACCGUUACUGGCAAAGAGAUCAUGAAGAUGGCAGCGGGAACCAUGAAGAAUGUGACUUUGGAAACCGGCGGCAAGUCCCCUCUGGUUGUUUUUGGUGAUGCAGACCUUGAGCAGGCUGCCAAGUGGGCUCAUAUCGGUAUCAUGUACAACCAAGGACAAGUAUGCACAGCUACUUCACGCAUUCUGGUGCACGAGUCGGUUUAUGACGAAUUCGUGAAGCUUUUCAGAGAGGCAGUGGCUAGCACCAGUAAGGUGGGCGACCCAUUUGCCGACGACACGUUCCAAGGACCCCAGGUCACCAAGGCCCAGUAUGAGCGUGUCCUCUCAUACAUCGAGAGCGGGAAGCAGGAAGGAGCCACCCUAGUCGAUGGUGGUGUUCCGUACAAGAAUGUUGGAGACGGCAAGGGCUUCUUCAUUGCGCCCACAAUCUUCACAGACGUCAAGGACAACAUGCGCAUUUACCGCGAGGAAGUUUUCGGUCCAUUUGUUGCAAUCGCCAAAUUUUCUACGGAGGAAGAGGCCGUGAGCCGCGCCAAUGAUACAACCUACGGAUUGGGAGCCGCACUCUUUACCAAGGAUAUCGAGCGUGCCCACCGUGUGGCCUCUGAUAUUGAGGCAGGUAUGGUGUGGGUUAACAGUAGCAACGACAGCGACUUCCGUGUGCCUUUCGGUGGUGUUAAGCAGAGUGGAAUUGGCCGUGAACUCGGAGAGGCCGGAUUGGAAGCAUACUCCCAGGUCAAGGCUGUUCAUGUCAACGUCGGGACCAAGCUGUAA
This is a messenger RNA of Aspergillus puulaauensis, 1620 nucleotides long. It is a transcript of the gene ALD2, whose product is annotated as aldehyde dehydrogenase family protein. Bases 1 to 1620 code for a protein of 539 amino acids. NCBI's taxonomy places the organism in Eukaryota, Fungi, Ascomycota, Eurotiomycetes, Eurotiales, Aspergillaceae. The transcript has 3 exons. The record is from RefSeq and is a predicted model, not a curated record. Gene Ontology annotation, molecular function: oxidoreductase activity, acting on the aldehyde or oxo group of donors, NAD or NADP as acceptor.